Cladocopium goreaui is the source of this 621-nucleotide messenger RNA. Lineage: Eukaryota; Dinophyceae; Suessiales; Symbiodiniaceae. The record is from the annotation of a GenBank genome assembly.
GCACAUCGUGAUGAAUUUCAAAGUUGGCCAAGCAAGCUCACUUUUUUGGCUCCUCCACAAGAUGAACGGAGGAGUGAGUACCAUCGAACUGUCCCUUGGUGUCCAUCGCCAACGUGAGCCAGGUGGUGCGUCGUCGCGGGGGUCCGGCCCGACAGAAGUCUCACCUCCAGUUCCUGCAGAAAGGCCUUCCGACCCAGAGGGCGAUGCUGCUACGGCGGAACACAUUGCCGGCAAAGAGAAAGUUGGAAAGGCCAGAUCCCUGAUUGCUGAGGCGGAGGCAACGCAAACCGCCCAGAAGCCUGACACAGAUGCGGCCAAAGAUUCUGCUGUGGCAGUGGAGCUGCUGGUGGGAGACCUUGUGAUCACCAAAUCCUCGAAAAAGAAGGCCAAGUAUGACAACCAGAGCGGUGAGGUCAUCUCCGUUUCGAAAAAUCACAUCAAGGUGCUCCUCAAAACCGGAGAUUCUGCAGGAGAACACCACAGAUUUGAAAAAGCCAACGUGGUCAAAAAAGAAAACAAACCAGUUGUGAAGCGCCCGCUUCAGAGCGAAGUGUCAGAUGCCGAUGCCAAACGCCAGAAAGCAGCUGAGCUCUUUGGAGCUGAUAAGCUGGAUGACAUUAA